AUGCAGCUUUUCAUCCAGUCCGCGGGCGCCACCUCCACCCUCGACGUCGCGCCGACGGACACCGUCGCCUCCCUCAAGCAGUCCGUCGAGGACGGCAUGGGGCUGCCCAUCGAGCACCAGCAUCUGCUAUCUCGCGGCCGGGCCCUCGAGGACGGCCGCACCCUCGGCGACUACUCAAUCCAGGACACGGACGUCAUCGACGUCUGCCUGCGAGUCCGUGGCGGCCGCGUC
Molecule: messenger RNA, 231 nt
Organism: Aureococcus anophagefferens
Lineage: Eukaryota; Pelagophyceae; Pelagomonadales; Pelagomonadaceae
Exons: 1
Biological process (GO): modification-dependent protein catabolic process; protein ubiquitination
Cellular component (GO): nucleus; cytoplasm
Molecular function (GO): ubiquitin protein ligase binding; protein tag activity
Source: RefSeq, a predicted model, not a curated record